GAGAAUCCAUAUGGGGAUCAUUGGAAGCGUUUAUAAUAAUUACAAGAGGUAGAGAGCGAGAGAGCGAGCGUGUGUCUGCCUCUUCUCUUCUCCUCUCUUCUGGGCGCCGCCUUUAGGGGCCUCUUGCCGAGGACCAUCAGCGUCAUGGCAAGCCACCAGCGGCAGCAAGCAUUGCCGGUGAUCAACAUUGCCCUGCUCGGCGACAAGGACCCCGCCGCACGGGCCCUCGUCGUCCAGGAUAUUGCGCGGGCGUGCCUCGAUCACGGCUGCUUCCAGGUGAUAAACCACGGCGUUAGCAAGAUCGUCAUGGACGGUGCCCUCGAAGCCGCCUCCGAGUUCUUCGACAUGUCUACAGGAUACAAGGAGGUGCACGCGUCAGAUGACAUCCGAAGCCCGGUCCGGUACGACACGACCUCGAGGGACGGGAUCAGCAAGUCCAGGUCCUUCCUCAAGCACUACGCCAAUCCCCUGGACGACUGGAUAAACUUAUGGCCAAUGCAACCUGCAACAUAUAGGGAGAAAAUGGGAACGUACUCCGUGGAAAUACAGAGUCUGUCAGUGCAGCUCAUGGGAGCCAUUGUGCAGGGCCUGGGACUAGGGUCAAUGUACCUGCACGACAAACUUGGAGAAGGAUUACAGUUCGUGGCCCUCAACAACUACCCACAGGGAUCAUCGCUGGCAGGCGACACUGUCGGGCUGGCGCCUCACUCCGACUACGGCUUCAUCACCAUCCUGCUGCAGAGCUCCCCGGGGCUCGAGGUGAUGCACCACGACGACCAUGCCUGGACGCCGGUCCCGGCCAUCCCGGGGGCUCUCCAUGUCCAUCUCGGUGACCACCUGGAGGUGCUGAGCAAUGGCCGGCUCAGGUCACUUAUGCACCGGGCAAUCCUUAAUACCGAUGAAGCCAGGAUUUCUAUUGCCAGCAUCCAUGGUGUAGCAAUGGAUGAAAACGUCGAAUGCGCCGAGGAGCUCGUCGAUGAGGGCCACCCCAAGAUGUACAGGGAGAGCAGCUUCCGUGACUUCCUCGACUUCCUGCCCACAAACGUCAAAACAUACCGGAGGUUCGUCCAGACCCUCAAGAUCGACACAGCUGCUUAUAAAGAUGAAGAACGCAUUGGUUCUGCUACAUUAAGGCAUAGCUGAAUGAGACUCUUCACACAAGUGUCCAAUUGGCUGUGCCUUGAUGCCAGAGAACUGAACCGUUUACCUAUGCCUCAAUUACCAAGUAUAUUAGUACAAAUAAGGGAGUAUGGUAUCAGCAGAGCUGGAUAGACGUGUGAUUGGCAAGGUUGCAUUUUAUUUCGCCUUUUCUUUCUUUGGAGAAAUGCAGUAUAGCUCGCGUCUCUCUUCUAUCAAAAGGAGGUUCAAAGGAAGCUUGCAGGGUUGUUUGGUCCUACACCAUGUGUUGGUCAGUGAAGUCAUACAUAUGUACCAGUUAAUUCUUUUUAUCGCAAUUUCUUUUUUCA
Molecule: messenger RNA, 1466 nt
Organism: Lolium perenne
Lineage: Eukaryota; Viridiplantae; Streptophyta; Magnoliopsida; Poales; Poaceae
Product: 2-oxoglutarate-dependent dioxygenase 21, chloroplastic
Source: RefSeq, a predicted model, not a curated record